CAUAGCCGAAGAAUAUAUAAAUAAAACUUUUGAAUCAUGUAAAAACGUAAUCAAUCCAUCCAGCGGUGGUUUGGCGAUGGAUAUAGCAUGUGGUUCACAUGGGGCGAGCAGAUGCACACCAAAGAAAUGGUUCGAAUAUAUGGGUAGUACGAGUGAAAAUGGUUUCGUACCAUUUCAAAUAAACAACGUCUACGAUCACCCCGAUCCUUGGAAUGCAAUUGUCAAACCUUGUAACGAGCCCUACGAUAAUACGUCGCUUAGCUGCAGUUGCGUCGAUUGUCCAACAGCGUGUCCCGUAACAAAAUUAACAAUUGAUUCCAAAGAUUUUAUUCUUUUGGGUAUAAAUGGUUUUGGAAUAAUAGCUGCGAUUGUCGUAGUACUUAUUACGAUGAUCGUUACUGGGAUUUAUGUGUUUUUAUCAAAAAUGAAAAAAAAAGACAUAUUUUUUCCCAUGGUGACAAUAAUAGAUUGUCACAAAAUCUUUCGAAACAUCUUCGAGAAAUUUUUUUACACGUGGGGAGCAGUAUUUGCUGCAUAUCCAGUCCUAUGGUUGUUCAUAUCAUCAUACGCGGUCUUGGGAAUGAGUUAUGGCAUUAAUUAUCUCAUUAUAACUGUAAACCCGAUAGAAAUUUGGGCAUCACCCAACAGUAGAUCAAGAAUAGAGAAAGAUUACUUUGAUACACGUUUCCGACCAUUUUACAGAACCGAACAAAUUUAUAUAAAGCCUGUAGGUAUUGAUAAGGUUUUACACAAUACGUCAAAUGGUAUACAAGAAUACGGUCCGGUCUUUAACAAGGAUUUUUUAUUUGCCGUUUACGAUCUUCAAGAAAAAGUUUUAAAGCUUGGCCGAGACACUAACGAAAGUAUGGAAAAUUAUUGUUACGCUCCCGUGUAUAAUGAUUUUCUUGGUCCAAUGUCCGUAUCUUAUUGCACGGUGCAAAGUAUAUGGGGUUAUUUUCAAAACAAUAUAACUACUUUUAACGAGACGGAUCAAAUAAAGGGAUACGAGACUAAUUAUUUGGAUCGUCUUUACAAAUGCAUGCAAAAUCCAUUUAAUCCGGAUUGCAUGGCCCCAUACAAAGGUCCGAUUUUUCCUGCGCUAGCAGUUGGAGGAUUUUUAAAAGAAAAUGAAUUCAAUUACGAUUCUUCUGACUAUAUUAAAGCUAAUGGAUUAAUUCUAUCAUUUUUAAUGAAUAAUCAUUUAGAUGAAGAAAAACUCGAGCCCGUUAUCAAAUGGGAACAAAGGUUUAUCAAUUUUAUGAAGGAUUGGGUAAUACAUGAAAAACCGGACUUUAUGGAUGUGGCAUUCGUAACAGAAAAAUCUAUUCAAGAUGAAUUAGAUAGAACGUCGAAAGCAGAAGUUGUGACAAUGAUAAUUAGUUAUGCAGUUAUGUUCCUCUACAUCUCGUUUGCAUUAGGACAAAUGAGAGGGUCCAUUAAAAAAUGUUUUGGUUCAAGUAAAAUCGUUGUGAGUAUUGGUGGUAUUAUUAUAGUAAUUGCAUCGGUAAUUUCCUCAUUAGGAAUUUUUGGAUAUAUUGGUGUAUCCACAACUUUGCUCACGAUCGAGGUAAUUCCUUUCCUAGUACUGGCUGUUGGUGUCGAUAAUAUAUUUAUUUUGGUACAAACUUAUCAAAGAAAUCGCAAACGACCAGAGGAAUCGAUACCAGAACAUUUAGGUAGAAUAACAGCCAUGGUUGGACCAUCGAUGUUAUUAACCAGCAUGUCCGAAUUAUUUUGCUUUUUGAUUGGUGCAUUUUCCUCGAUGCCAGCUGUCAACACAUUCGCAAUGUAUGCAUCUGUGUCUAUUCUAAUUAAUUUCUUACUUCAAAUAACUGCCUUUAUCAGUUUAUUAUCUUUGGAUGCUUGGAGAUCAGAGCAAAUUCGAUUAGAUGUACUCUGUUGCAUUUCAACAAAUAAAAGAUCACAUGUAGAAUCUGAUAAUCACGGUCUGGUUCAUAUUGUGUUCAAACAAGUUUAUACAUCAUUUCUUAUGAAAAAACCAGUUAGAAUAAUCGUUCUCGUUAUUUUUAUUACUAUGUUUACCAUUCACACUGCUGUAUUUCCUAGCAUCGAAGUUGGUUUGGAUCAGAAAUUAUCUAUGCCUGAAGAUUCUUACGUUUUGAAGUAUUUCCAGUAUAUGGACGAUUUAUUAUCCAUGGGACCACCUGUAUACUUUGUAGUAACGGAAGGUUUAAAUUAUAGCAACACCAAUGUUCAAAAUACAAUUUGCGGUGGUCAACAGUGUAACGUGGAUUCUUUAUACACACAAAUAUAUUCUGCGGCUAAUCAAUCGUCUAUAUCGUAUUUAUCGAAAGCUGCUUCUUCCUGGAUAGAUGAUUAUUUCGAUUGGUCGACCAUCGAUAAAUGCUGUAAAUACUAUUCCACCAAUAGUUCUUUUUGUCCUCAUACAGAAGCAAGUUGCAACAACUGUAAUAUAACAAUCAACGAUGAUAAUUCUCGUCCGAAUAAAACAUACUUUCGAAAAUAUAUUCCAUACUUCGUUUCUGAUAUUCCGGAUCAAGAUUGUGCUAAAGCUGGUCGACCUUCUUACUUAGACGCAAUUAAUUAUUAUUAUGACCACUAUGGUUUGAUUGAUAUCGGUGAUACUUAUUUUAUGGGAUAUCACACACCAUUAAAAAAAUCUAGCGAUUGGUAUGAAUCGUUAAGAGCUGCACGUGUUAUAGCUGCUAAUAUUACAAAUAUGAUUAAUAAUGCUAAAUUAAGUGAUAAGAAAAUUACAGUAUUUCCGUACAGUAUUUUUUACGUGUUCUACGAACAAUAUUUAACAAUCUGGCAAGAGACAUACUUGUCUAUAAGCUUGUCAUUGGCCGUCAUUUUUCUUGUUACGUUAUUGUUGACUGGAAUAUCAAUAUUUUCUGCAAUAAUUGUAGUUGUUACUGUAUUGAUGAUAAUUAUCAAUAUAGGUGGACUUAUGUAUUGGUGGAAUGUACAAUUAAAUGCGGUAUCAUUAGUUAAUUUAGUUAUGGCUGCUGGAAUUUCAGUGGAAUUUUGUAGUCAUAUCGUACAUUCUUAUUUAAUAUCAAAUCAAGAUACAAGAAUUGCUCGUACUUCGGAAGCACUUUCGUUAACAGGAAGUUCCGUCUUUUCUGGAAUUACUUUAACCAAAUUUGUGGGUAUCGCAGUAUUGGGAUUUGCAAAAAGUCAAAUAUUUCGCGUUUUCUAUUUUAGAAUGUAUUUAGGAAUUGUAUUAUUUGGUGCUACGCACGGGCUAAUCUUUCUGCCUGUUUUAUUAAGCUUUAUUGGACCCGAACGUAAGGACAACAAACCUUUGCUAAGAUAAUAUUAAAAUUAGAUUUUUCUAAUUA
Molecule: messenger RNA, 3326 nt
Organism: Polistes canadensis
Lineage: Eukaryota; Metazoa; Arthropoda; Insecta; Hymenoptera; Vespidae
Product: Niemann-Pick C1 protein-like
Exons: 21
Coding region: 77-3301 (1074 amino acids)
Cellular component (GO): membrane
Molecular function (GO): lipid carrier activity
Source: RefSeq, a predicted model, not a curated record